GUGGGUGCCAGACAGGAUGGACACGGGCUGGCGGCGCGCAGGCGCACUGGCCGCGCGUAGGGUCGGGGCGCCUGCGCAGUCGCUCUUCCUCAGGCGGCAGCCAUGGCGGGCCAAGAGGACCCGGUGCAGCGGGAGAUUCACCAGGACUGGGCGAACCGCGAGUAUAUCGAGGUCAUCACCAGCAGCAUCAAGAAGAUCGCGGACUUUCUCAACUCGUUCGAUAUGUCUUGUCGUUCAAGACUCGCAACCCUAAACGAGAAAUUGACAGCCCUUGAACGGAGAAUAGAGUACAUCGAAGCACGGGUGACAAAAGGUGAGACACUCACCUAGAAGUAUGCCAUGCUGCUGCUGGGAAGUUGCUUGACAGAAAGCAGGCCCCGUGGGAAAGGCCCCAGCAGCCUUCAGCUCCUUCCUUUCUCCUUAAAGAGCAACAGGGUUUAUUCUCGUUUUUCUUUUUUCAAAAGUGUGGCCUUUGGGCUCUGCCAUAUGCCUCUGGGGUUGUGAUGUGGCUUGUGGGAAGAAGUCUGGGGACUCUUGGAAACAACAUUAGGCAUUUUACCUUUUCAGUAAAAUUUUAUAGGACAAUUUGUGGAUGUAUUUGAGGUGUUUAGAGCCAAAAGCCUGGAACUCUUUGUGAAGGUUCUCACCACGUCUCUCUCUCUGCCUCUCAGGCUCCCCUCACACCUCUCAUUGCUCUGCACUGAACCUAUAAACAGUCUUUUUCUUCUCCCCACCUUCAGUGGGAGGCGGGGUUAGUCCUGGCCGAGGCGCUCAUGGCCUGGCAGUAUGGCUGCCAGAGAAUGCUGUUGCUAACCCACCAGUUUCUCGUCAUUUGGGGGAGGUCAAGGCCAGGCCCCCACUUGGCUUGAAGGGAUAUUUUCAGAGUUUUCUUUCUGUCUCUUGGGGUGUCUGUGCCUCAUGCUUCCCUAAUAAACUCCUCAACUUCGUCUGAC
This is a messenger RNA of Microcebus murinus (gray mouse lemur), 953 nucleotides long. It is a transcript of the gene BRK1, whose product is annotated as BRICK1 subunit of SCAR/WAVE actin nucleating complex. Gene Ontology annotation, molecular function: protein-containing complex binding. Gene Ontology annotation, biological process: regulation of actin polymerization or depolymerization; cell motility; actin filament organization. Lineage: Eukaryota; Metazoa; Chordata; Mammalia; Primates; Cheirogaleidae. Gene Ontology annotation, cellular component: SCAR complex. The record is from RefSeq and is a predicted model, not a curated record.